GCCGACUCUCAGGUUGUUUCCUGUGUCUGAGAGUCAUGGAGGACUCUGAGUCUCUGCUGGCCUCCCGGUCCGAGGAGAGGAGGAUCACCAGCUGCAGCAGCUGGAGCGCUCACACUCGCUCCCUGGAGUCAAAGAUGGUGGACGACUUCAGGCGGAGGCUCAAGUACUUCUUCAUGAACCCCUGUGAGAAAUACCGAGCCAGGGGACGGAAACCCUGGAAGCUGAUGCUACAAAUACUAAAAAUUGCAAUCAUCACAGUCCAGCUCGUCUCAUUCGGCCUGAGCAACGAAAUGAUGGUCACCUUCAAAGAGGAAAAUCUGAUGACGUUCAGACAUCUUUUUCUAAAAGGAUACAAGGAUCACCACAUGGGGAAAUAUGCACUGUUCACCAAAGCAGAUGUAUAUGAUCACAUCUACCACAUUAUCAACAGGUAUAUUCAUCUUCAAAACCUGACUGUGGGCAAUCUGGCAUACGAGAGUGUCCACGGCAAGUACACUCCUCUGUCUGUCUGUCAGGAGUUUUACAGAAACAGCAGCAUCGAUCCGGAAAAUGAGACCUUUGACAUCAAUCCACAUAUUGAUAAAGAUUGUAUUUCCAUAUAUCCUGUGCAGUCGUUUGACAACAGCGGUUUGGCCUCACAUAUGAACUUCUCUUUAGAUUUCAAAAGGCUGCUGUCAGUGAACAUCUACCUCACUCUGAAGACAAUCAACCUGCAGACUGUGCGGCACCACGAGCUACCAGACUGUUACGACUUCCAUAUCAUGAUUAUGUUUGACAACCGUGCACACAGCGGGAAGAUAAAGGUCGAUGUUGUUAAUGAUGUCAGGAUUUAUGAGUGCAAAGACUGGAAUGUGGAAGGCACGUCUGGUAAGAACGAUUACCUCCUCCUGUCCUUUGACUCGGUGGUCAUCCUCGCCUGCUUCGUCUCUCUCAUCCUCUGCACACGAUCCGUCAUCAACGGCAUCCAGCUGCAGUUUGAGUUCAACAUAUUCUUUCAUGCCUACUACAAUAAAAUUGUGUCGUGGUCGGACCGCAUGGAGUUUGUGAACGGCUGGUAUAUCCUCAUCAUCGUGAGCGACACACUGACCAUCGCGGGGUCAGCACUCAAGAUAGGAAUACAAACAAAGUGUCUGACCAACUAUGAUGUGUGCAGCAUCCUGCUGGGAACAGCCACCAUGCUGGUCUGGAUCGGCGUGAUUCGUUACCUUGGUUUCUUCAAGAAAUACAAUAUCCUGAUCUUAACCCUGAGGGCGGCGUUCCCAAACGUGAUCCGCUUCUGCUGCUGUGCGGCCAUGAUCUACCUCGGCUACUGUUUCUGUGGCUGGAUCGUCCUCGGGCCCUACCACGAUAAAUUUCGGACGCUGGACAAGGUGACGGAGUGCCUCUUCUCUCUGAUCAACGGGGACGACAUGUACGCUACCUUCCUGAAGCUGAGGCACGAGGGCUACAUGGUGUGGCUCUUCAGCAGAGUUUACCUCUACUCCUUCAUCUCGCUCUUCAUCUACAUGGUGCUCAGCCUCUUCAUCGCUCUCAUCACCGACACCUACGAGACCAUCAAGCAUCACCAGAAAGACAAGGUGCCAGUGUCCCAGCUCCAGGCCUUUAUAGCAGAGUGCAGGGACCAGCCUGAGUCUGGACGCUACCAGACGGAUGAAGAACCAGCGACCUGCUGCCUCUCUGCAUGCUGCUGCUUCGGAUAAACUGACAAGAUGGAACUUUUUACCUUUGCCAGGUGUGACCAAAGAGUGGGCAUAUAUCAAGAGACUGAAUAAAGCUGCGUAGUGCACUAAAUUACACUGCUACGUGAUGAAAAUGCAGAAACAGAGCCGGCCCAAGCCACCAUGGGGCCCUAAGCAGAAUUCGAUUUUGGGUCCCUCUAAUUAAACAAUAAUUAAACAAUUUAAUAAUUGAUUGUUGAUCAUUCACACACCUACUAUAAACUCAUUGUGGC
Messenger RNA from Centropristis striata (black sea bass), 1951 nucleotides. It is a transcript of the gene mcoln3a, whose product is annotated as mucolipin TRP cation channel 3a. Gene Ontology annotation, molecular function: NAADP-sensitive calcium-release channel activity. Lineage: Eukaryota; Metazoa; Chordata; Actinopteri; Perciformes; Serranidae. The transcript has 12 exons. The record is from RefSeq and is a predicted model, not a curated record. Bases 36 to 1700 code for a protein of 554 amino acids. Gene Ontology annotation, cellular component: plasma membrane; lysosomal membrane.